GCAGCCGGCGCGUCUGUUUGGAGUGGUAUCGUGUCCUGUGUACCUGUGUCGCAGUAAUUAUUCCGCGUGAUCACAAUAAGCCGUAUGGAUUCGGCAACUGGAGAUGUUCCCACUAAACAGGAGAAAAAGGCGCAGCUUGACGACCUGAUUGAAAAGAAAAAGAGCGAGUACUUGCGCCUCCUCCAUGAUGCGAAGGAAAGCCAGGAACCCGAAUCAGGAAGCACUGAAAGCCUAAACCGCAGGAAGUACGAGCUUGCGUUGGCAUACAACGAGCGCGGUCAGUUGCUCUACAGGAUGAUAGAAUUCGACAAAGCCGUGGAGGAUUACACUGAAGCCAUACGUUACUGCGAUUCUCUGGCGGCGGCAUACUUCAAUCGUGGGAUCGUUAAGUUCAGAAUGGGUUAUUUUGAUGUAGCUUUGCCCGACAUGGAAAAGGCUGUUUCGCUGGAUCCGACCAACAAGGAGUUCCAGUUAGGGCUAAAACAGACCAAAGAGCAGCUUUGAAGCCUUAUUGUAGCAAAAACACGAGUACCCACCCAAUGACGUGCACCACAAUGUAUAUGUGGCGGUUGAAGACUAGGUCAUGAAUACCCUGGGCAACAGAACAAGCAGAGGGACCAACAUUGGAACAGUUGGAUUCUCUUUAUUUACUUUUCUCAGAGGUAAAAUUUAUAACAUAUAAUUAUUGCGUGUUUUGUGCCACCACAUAAAACGCAAACUGUGUUGUGACGCUGGAACGUGAACUGCUUGAGUAAUUUCCACUCAUGGCGUGGACUGGCAAGUAUGCAACCAAUACGAAGCUUGCGUAAUACACCAUGGAUGUGCGCACUUUGGCUUGAGUUCCAUACAUUCAUGUUACAUAUCAGUCAUGAUACCUUGUUAAGCUUCAAUAACAGAAUGAAGGUGUUGUAAUUGUGUGAUAACAUGAUGCAAAGAACCUUGUGAAUGUAGCAGUAUGACACUUCUAUUGGCAGUGCGAGAGUAUUUUUUUAAUUGAUGAUGGAGUUGUAUGGAGUUAGCUCCAUAAUUGCAAGUUCUUAUACAGAAAAGAAGAAAGUGUAAAAGUGAUAGGCAAACUAUUGUGCUUGCUUUCGUCUUCUGCAAGCUUACAGUGGGGCUAUAUGAUUUUUACUGUGACAUGUUCAACUGUUGCUGUGAACAGAUGAUAAACUGUUUUGCAUAAACUGA
This is a messenger RNA of Dermacentor silvarum, 1188 nucleotides long. Its product is annotated as tetratricopeptide repeat protein 32-like. The transcript is spliced from 3 exons. NCBI's taxonomy places the organism in Eukaryota, Metazoa, Arthropoda, Arachnida, Ixodida, Ixodidae. The record is from RefSeq and is a predicted model, not a curated record. The coding region runs from base 85 to 504 and encodes 139 amino acids. Gene Ontology annotation, molecular function: protein binding.